GAGAAGAAGAAGAAGAAGAGUGCAAUUAUGGGUGAGAGAAACAGGGAAUUGUGCUUCUUUUGUGUCUUGUUUCUCUGCUUUUUCUUCGACGCUAGUCGUCCCUCUGUCGGAGCUAGAGUCCUCUCGGUUGGUGAAUCUAUUUCUGUGAAUCAGACUAUAAUCUCUCAAGGAGAUGGGAACUUCGAAUUGGGUUUCUUCAUGCCGUUAGGUUACUCUCAGGACUACUGCUUCUACGACUGCUACAUUGGUAUCUGGUACAGAAAGAUACCGGAGAGGACCGUCGUUUGGGUGGCAAACAGAGAUGAACACCUCUCUGAUGAGUAUUCCUCGGAACUGAAGCUCUUAGAGGAUGGGAAUUUAGUCAUUCUCGGCCCAUCCAAAACCAUUAUCUGGUCCACAAACUUGACCCCAACAACCUCGAAUUCUACCGAGGCAGCACUUCUUGACUCUGGAAAUCUCGUUUUGAGAAAUGUCUCAAAUUCCUCUCAUUUGAUCUGGGAGAGCUUUGAUCACCCAACGGAUACUUGGUUGCCGGGUGGAAAGAUUGGGCUGAACAAAUUCACAAAUACAUCACAGCGCCUCAUUUCAAGGAAGAGUGAUUUAUGGGAUCCCUCGCCAGGGAUUUUCUCUCUAGAGCUAGACCCUGCUGGAAGCAAUCAAUUAUUUAUAUUGCGGAAUGGGUCUGUUACGUACAGGACGAACUGGACUUGGAGCAGUCAUAUUUUCAGAUUAGCUCCUGAUAUGGGAAGUGACUAUAUCUACAAUUUCACCUACAAUUUCGCCUAUAUUUCGAACCAGAAGGUGAAUUAUGUAACUUAUUAUUUAUCUAAUUCAUCUUUGAUCUCUAGAUUCGUCUUAGAUGAUUCGGGACAGAUCCAUUUAUUUACUUGGCUGGAUAGUGUCGGUUGGACUUUAUUUUGGGGUCGAUCGGGUGAGACAUGCGCGGUUUUUAAUCUUUGCGGGGCUUUUGGAAUCUGCAAUCAGCAAGCCGUAAGUGCUGAUUGCCAGUGUUUGAAAGGUUUCAGUCCAUAUUACACAACAGACUACCCAUCACCUACAGAUUGGUCUGCUGGGUGCUUAAGGAAUAUCCCACUACAGUGUGUGGAUGACUCUUCUGUUAAUGGGAAGAAAGAUGGGUACUUCAAGAUGUCCAAAAUGAAAUUGCCCGCAAAUCCGCAAUCUGUGGCGGUUGGGAGUUCCCAGGACUGUGAAGUGGCUUGCUUGAACAGUUGCUCUUGUAAUGCUUAUGCAUAUGAUGGUAACUGCUCUUUCUGGGAAGGAAAACUCUUGAAUCUGGAACAACUCUCAAAUGGAUGCACUGGUGGACAAGAGCUAUAUCUCAAGCUUGCCAUCUCUGAACUGAUGAGUUCGACUUCUGGGGGUACCUCUGAAUUUACGAAUUCGAGUUCUGGGGGUACCUCUGAACUUACGAAUUCGAUUUCUGGGGGUAACAAAAAGGGAUCACCUGUAGGUGCUAUCGCAGGUGCUGUUUCAGGGGUUGUAGCUCUCCUGGGUCUUCUAGUGGUGCUAAUGUGGACAAGGCAGAGGAGGAAUUUAGUUGGACCUUCGGAGGCAGUUGAAGGUUAUUUGGUUCCAUUUUCAUACAAAGAUUUAAAAUUUGCAACCAAAAGCUUCUCCGAAAAGCUUGGGAGAGGAGGCUUUGGUUCUGUUUUUAAGGGAACAUUGUUUCAAUCCACUGUUGUAGCGGUGAAAAAACUUGAAGGCCUAAGUCAAGGAGAGAAGCAGUUCCGAACUGAAGUAAGCACGAUUGGGAUGAUUCAACAUGUAAAUCUCGUUCGACUUCGUGGCUUUUGCUGCGAAGGAACUAAAAGGUUGCUGGUCUAUGAUUUUAUGCCCAAGGGCUCUUUAGAUUCCCAUUUGUUUCAUAAAAAAAAUGACUCAGAAGUUUUAGAUUGGAAAACGAGAUACCAAAUUGCACUGGGGACAGCUAAAGGAUUAUCUUAUCUGCAUGAGAAGUGUAGAGAAUGCAUCAUACACUGUGACAUCAAACCCGAGAACAUUCUUUUAGAUGCUGAAUUCUGUCCCAAGGUGGCUGAUUUUGGCCUGGCAAAGUUUCUUGGUCGGGAUUUCAGUCGGGGGGUUCUGACUACCAUGAGGGGGACAAUAGGAUACCUCGCACCAGAGUGGAUUUCGGGUGUGGCCAUCACUGCAAAGGCAGAUGUUUAUAGCUACGGUAUGAUGCUUUUCGAGCUUAUAUCCGGGAGGAGAAACUCUGAUCAAUCUGUUAGUGCAAAGGUUGGGUUUUUUCCUAUCUGGGCAGCAAGAAAAAUCAAUGAAGAUGGAGAAAUCCUCAGCCUUUUGGAUGAUAGGCUAGAAGGUAAUGUUGAUCUUGCAGAACUACACAGAGCUUGUAAAGUUGCUUCUUGGUGCAUCCAAGAUGAUGAAGUUUAUAGACCAUCAAUGGGUCUAGUAGUUCAGAUUCUUGAGGGGAUAGUGGAGGUCGGCACACCUCCCAUUCCUAGAAGACUCGAAGGUCUUGUGGCGAACGACUUCUCUGAGCCUUUCUCAAACCAUAUUUUGCAAGUACAGAGUCCCACCUCCGGUACUUCAUCUGAAGCCAUGAGCACUCUGUGAUCUUGAUAUUUCUUGACAUGAAGUUGCUGAAAUUAAGUUUUAUUUCCUUUGGUUAGCUCAAAAUAUGUUAUUUCUAGCACAAGAAGCCCAACCCAUGUGUAACUAUAUCCUCAGACUUUUGCAUAUGCUUUAUAUUGAUCAUCAUCUUAUUAUUGACUGUCCUAUUAACAAUAUAGGUUGAAAUCUUCUGUUUGCCAGGUCUCA
This is a messenger RNA of Macadamia integrifolia, 2799 nucleotides long. Its product is annotated as G-type lectin S-receptor-like serine/threonine-protein kinase At2g19130. Gene Ontology annotation, biological process: protein phosphorylation; recognition of pollen. The transcript has a single exon. The record is from RefSeq and is a predicted model, not a curated record. Gene Ontology annotation, molecular function: protein serine/threonine kinase activity; ATP binding. Lineage: Eukaryota; Viridiplantae; Streptophyta; Magnoliopsida; Proteales; Proteaceae. The coding region runs from base 28 to 2595 and encodes 855 amino acids.